AUGGAUAUAGUCUCUAGCGAAGAAGAAUGCUCUUCUUAUCCUAUCGAGAGUGACUCUAUAAGUACAGAAGAUGAGGACGAAGAAAUGGAAGACUGUGCAUCUGAUGAUGAAAUUGGUACGGUAAAUGAACAGAGAGAUAAUGACAGUUUACAAAGGCAUUACAUUAUGUCAGAAUCUGCGUAUGCGACGCAACAGGAGAAUGAGCGACGGUUUUUAGAAAUACAGCGGUAUAUGCAAUCGCGAGAGCAAUCGCAACAGCAACGUCAACAGCGGCAUCAAUCGUUUCAACAACAAUGUGUAAUGCAACAGCAACAGCAUCAACAACAUCAACAACAGCAACAUCAUGCACAACAACGUGAACACGAGCAACAGCAUCACAUUAUGCUACGGCAAAACGCUAUGCAGCCACAACAACGGCCGCAACAAAGACCGCCACAGCUGCUGCCUUCGUUUUUCACAACUCCAUCAUUCAGCAACAGAGCGUCAUACGCUCAAAGAGAUCACACGCCGCUUCCAUCAUUAAGCGGUACAUUUUGGCCAGCCCGUACACUACCAUUUGAUCCACAUCCAUAUUCCGGUAUCAAUGCAACCUCGACAUCGCUGUCACAUCACGCAUCCGUUUCAUCUAUAACUCAACCUGCAUCAUCUACAACCACUACUGCCCCCAUAACCUCUUCAGACCCCCAAAAACAUUCGUCCCUUAGAUUCUCCCACUCAUCGUCGUCCUCCUCAGACGUGGAUGACAAUGAUUCUCACUCCCCAUCUUCUUCAUCGUCUUCUUCAUAUGAUAGUUCGAGAAAGAGAGCCCGGACGAGGUCAAGUGAGUGGACACAGGGGAUUCAACAUCCACAAAUGGCUGGAUACCCCGGAGCUGUUAACGGAAGCAUGUUGGAUGGGAAUGUUCGAAUGAAUGACAUAAGUAAUUGUGUUGGCGGAAGUGCCAAUAAUAUGAAUGGAAGUGCAAGUUUUAAUGUUGGUGUUAAUGGCUCCACAGGUAUGCGAACAGUUACUUCGCCAAUAGGAUAUUUUGGACAACAGACUAAUGGAAGCUAUGUGCCUCCAUAUUCUGAUCUGCACAAUUUACCAGAGUCACCUAUUACGACCUUUCCUGCAGUAUAUGGAUCCCAAAACGGGCGACAUUCUGACUCGUUUCAGCGACCGCGCACAUCAAAUGUUUAUCAACAAGUUCUACCCGCAAUUAUAUCUUCGUCUUCGUCGUAUCGUUCUUCUCUAUUUCCUAGACCAUUUCCUGCAACUAGACGAUCAUAUGUUAACAAUGUUGCCCAUCAAGUCGACAACUCGAUUCCAAGACAUACAGACACGGAACAGUCUAGAGGAUACAGUAGUCAUUUUGCACCAGCAAGUAAUGGGAUAAACGUAUCUUUAACUUCAAAUUCAAUGGACGGAACAAAUAGUACACAUUCUUCGCCCAUGACAACAGCGUCACAAUCAUCCAAUUCCUCUACAGUUUCUACUUCAGCCAACAUUAGUACCUCUACUCCUCCAUCAAACACCACACCUUCACCUUCCUCUUCAUCCGCAACAACAUACAACCCGAUGCCACACAGACUUUCUUCACCGCCUCUACUUACUCCACGUAACCCGUCGUCACAACAAUUUCCGCGAGUGUCCAAUUAUCGCCAAGGAUCCAGUAUGUCAAGGGUAACGCCUCCGUCAACCCAGCGACGACCCGGCCGAGUUUCGACUACAAGGCUAUCAUUUGCACCGCACAGUAAUGGUCACAAUCAGGAGGGGGUUGAUAUUGGAUUCAGUGCUGUAAGACACAGAAACUGGAGAAGGAUGAGUGGAGUUAGUGGAAGCGGAAUUAGUAGUAUAAGUCAUGGUACUAAUGGUGUGAAUGGUCGAAGUGAUAACAAUAUUAUGUCUGGAAUGGGUAAUAGCAUUCCUGGGGUAAAUCCGAUAAUUCCUUCAUUCCCAAGUUCUACUCAGACGAUACCGACAUCGUCAGCAAAUGGACCCGAUAGGGUACCCACAUCCAAUACAUCGGCAUCGGCCAGACCCACGCCAACCAAACUCCUUAAUUACAGACGCCUGAACCAAGUCUCACCGUUCCGAGCGGCCAUGGCAUCUGGUGGUAGUAGGUCAAACUCGACGUCGGAUAGAAGCCAAGUGAUUCCAUUAACAGCCAGAAUUGCCCAGACUAUUCGAUCACGUCGUGAGGCGAACGCUGGAUCAGGAUCAGGAUCAGGAACGAGAGAUAGAAACGUUGGAUCGGGAAAUGUACAACCAUCGGAUGAUGACGACUUUGAUGGCAGUUACGAAAGUCUAUGGUCUCUAUGUGAACGAAACGGAGAUGUGAAACCAAAAGGUGUUCCUGACAGUCUUAUACAGAGUUUACCCACAAAAUCAUAUACUUUGUCAAAAGACAAGAGCAAUGGUGAACGUUGUACAAUCUGCCUGAGUGAAUAUGAGAUAAACGAACGCUUACGGGAUCUUCCAUGCGCGCAUGACUUUCACACAGACUGUAUUGACGCAUGGUUGAAGAACUCUGACAAAUGUCCUAUUUGUCGUCGUAGUGUAAUUGACGGUGGUGAUUAA
Molecule: messenger RNA, 2559 nt
Organism: Paraglomus occultum
Lineage: Eukaryota; Fungi; Glomeromycota; Glomeromycetes; Paraglomerales; Paraglomeraceae
Source: the annotation of a GenBank genome assembly